Molecule: messenger RNA, 1221 nt
Organism: Thecamonas trahens ATCC 50062
Lineage: Eukaryota; Apusomonadida; Apusomonadidae
Exons: 2
Coding region: 1-1221 (406 amino acids)
Source: RefSeq, a predicted model, not a curated record
AUGGCCGCUGUGCUUGCGUGGCGUCUUUCGCGCACAGCGCAGUUACACGCCCAGGCCGCUGCGUCGUCAUCUGGCAACCUGAUUCGGCUGUUUCGAGCCAACAUGGUGCCUGCAACGUUGUCGAUGGUGCUUGUCGCCUUCCAGGUUGUCGGCAUCCUUGCCGACGCCAAGCUGGCGUGGACAGAUGCGUCGCGCGCACUGUUGCAGCCGUUCAACAUCUUCAACGUGGAUGUGGACGUGUUUGCAACCGAGUGCACCCUGAUUUCGUUUUACGCCAAGUACGCGUUUUCUGUGCUCUCGCCGAUCUUUGUCAUUGCGUGUACCAUGGGGAUGAUGCUUGUGAUCAAGGCUGUACUCUCGUCGCAAGUGCGUGUUUACGCGCCACUCUCUGGCUUGGCGACGCGAACGGUCGUGGAUGCGGUGACGUUCUCCCUUGCGCCGCUGCUCUACAUUCCAAUGUCGCGAGCGGUCUUGGUCUUUUUUGACUGCUCCAAGCUUCCAGAUGGCUCGUACGGGCUGGACGCCGAUCCCGGCAUCAAGUGCUUUGACGCUGCGUGGUUGCAGACGCUGCCGCUCGCCGCCGCGGCGCUUCUUAUUGGUGUCAUCGGUGUGCCGGUCUACUUUGCCUUUGCGAUGGCCAAUCGUCGCCACAAGCUGUUCGAGCCAUCGACGACCAUUCGAUUUGGCACCCUCUACCGCCUCUAUCGGCGGGCAUACUACUGGGGUGGAGUGGUGGAGCUGGGCAGGCGCCUCUCGCUUGUAGUGGUCUCCGUCUUCUUCUCCAACCACCAGCUCUUCCAGAUUGCGCUCAUCAUGAUUGUGCUUGGCAUGGGCCUCUAUUUUGUUGUCUCGCGGCGGCCGUACUACAUCCCUCUUUACAACAAUGUCGACAUUCGGCUCACAAUCUGUCUGCUGGCCAUCCUUCUCAUUGGCUCGUCGUCCUACUCGGAGCGCACUUCGCAGUCGGGUGCGAUCUCCACGUUCUUGGUCGUCGCCACCGUGCUUGCGCUUCUGGCUCUCCUUGGCGUUGCGAUUCAUUCUCUUGUCCAGGAUGUUAUCAUCAUCCGUCGUGAACAGGAAGGUGCCUUCCUCACUGCUGAGAAGCGACAGCAACUACUUGUGGGUGUCAUUACCCACGAGCUGCAGGACAUCGAAGCCGAUCCCAACGUUCUUGUUGCGGCUGGCGAGUUUCUGGGUGUGCUCGAGGACGCCCGGCAAUGA